Rhodamnia argentea is the source of this 2136-nucleotide messenger RNA. Its product is annotated as disease resistance protein L6-like. NCBI's taxonomy places the organism in Eukaryota, Viridiplantae, Streptophyta, Magnoliopsida, Myrtales, Myrtaceae. Gene Ontology annotation, molecular function: ADP binding. Gene Ontology annotation, biological process: signal transduction; defense response. The transcript has 3 exons. The record is from RefSeq and is a predicted model, not a curated record. The coding region runs from base 1 to 2136 and encodes 711 amino acids.
AUGGCGGACCCAGAAAGAUUCCAUAGAUGGGGAAGAUUCCAUAGAGGGCGCUUCUUCGUCUCUCACUUUUGCUGCUUUUGUACGCUUUCCUUCAUCUUUUGCUGCCUUUGGGCGAUCCGCCCCAUCAAUUAUCUCGCGAUCGAAAGAGAAGAACCUUCUCAUUCAAAAGAUCAGACAUACCGGGCGUCUUCCUCAUCGAACCCUCCCCACGAAGGAGAUUAUAGAUGCGGAGGAAACGAUAACGAUGAUCUGAAUUCCAAGGUGUGUUCGUCACCGAACCCUAGAGGAGAUUUUCAAGGCAGAGACGAACAGCAGAAAGGAAACAUCAACGAGGAUCUGAAUUCCAAGGCGUCUUCCUCAUCGGCCCCUCCAUAUGGAGGAGAUUAUGAAGGUGGAGACGAACAGAUGAAAGGAAAUGAUAACAAAGAUCUGAAUUCCAACGCGUCUUCCUCAUCGAACCCUCCGCAUGUAGGAGAUUAUGAAGGUGGACACGAACAGCAGGGAGGGAACAACUACGAAGUGUUCUUAAGCUUUAGCGGAAAAGACACUCGCAAAGGUUUUACUAAUCAUCUCUAUAAACGCCUUUCCAAUGCAGGAAUUCUAGUGUUCGUCGACAAAAAUAAUCUCCCUGUUGGUGAGGCGUUUGGUCCGGAACUUAUCCGCACUAUUACGCUAUCGAAUAUCUCGAUCCCAAUUAUAUCGGAGAACUAUACGUUCAGCAAAUGGUGCCUUCGGGAGUUGGUUCAUAUGUUGAAGUGCAGGAGAAACGGAGGGCAAAAAAUUGUGCCCAUAUUUUACAAAGUGAAACCCUCGCAGGUGCGAUAUCUUAAAGGGAGAUUGAGAGAUGCAUUCAUUGCACGUAAUGAAAGCGUGGACGGAAUAGAUUUCAAGGAAUGGGAAGAUGCGCUCGAAGAAGUCAGUAAACUGGAAGCACUGGAAUCUGAAGAAAUUGAUAAUGGGCACGAGGGAACACUGGUUGAAAUGAUUUUUCGAAAAGUUAUGCUCGAUUUAAAAAGACUUUCUCAGGUAAAUGUUCCCGAACAAUUAGUGGGAAUUGAUGAUCGUGUGGAACAAAUUAUGGGAUUGAUAGAUGAUGGAUUCAAUCGUACGAAGAUAAUCGGAAUUUAUGGAAUGGGUGGCAUCGGUAAAACAACUCUUGCAAAGGUAUUAUACAAUAGACUCUCUAGUCGUUUGCACUAUCGUAGGUUCGUGGCGGAUAUUCGAGAAACAUCUCAGCGCAAGGGUAUUUGCUAUGUACAAGAUCAACUCAUUUCUGCCACGAUAGGAAAUUUCCAUGGUGUGACUAAUGUUGAUGAGGGAAUUGGUGUCAUCAAAUCUCUAUUUAAAAAUAAGAAUGUCCUCAUUCUUUUCGAUGAUAUGGAUGAUGAUACACACUUGAAUGCUUUGGUCGGAGAUGGUAGUUGGUAUUCAUCAGGAAGUGUAAUCAUCAUCACAACUAGAAACAAGAAUAUUCUUGACAAGAUUGAGGCAAGCAUCAUGUAUCAAGUCGUCCAGUUGCCUUCAAAUGUAUCAUUGAUUUUAUUUAGCAGACAUGCAUUUCGAGAGGAUUCUCCUCCUAAUGGUUAUGAGGUUAUCUCUCAUGAUAUCGUAUCUACUACGGCGGGGCUUCCCUUAGCUCUCGAAGUUAUAGGUGCAUUCUUAUGGGGAAAGAAAAUGGAAGUAUGGAAAAGUACAUCAAAGAAAUUAAAGGAAAUCCUUGAUACAAGAGUGAAGGAGAGAUUGAAGAUAAGCUAUGAUGAAUUGGAUUUUGAGGACCAACAAAUAUUUUUGGAUAUUGCAUGUUUUUUUAUUGGAUUACCUCAACAAAUGCCAACUGAUAUGUGGGAUGCUUGUGGUUUUUUUCCUGGAAAGGGGAUUGAAGUAUUGAGUCUGAUGUCCCUAAUAAAAAUUGAUAAAGACGGCAAUCUAUGGAUGCAUGAUCAAUUGAGAGAUCCGGGAAGAGAUAUUGUUCGUCUAGAAAAUCCAGACGAGCCUCAAAAGCGCAGCAGAUUAUGGAAUCAUGAGGAAGUUGUAGAAGUGCUUGAAAGAAACCAGGACAUAAUUGAGGAGCAAUCUGUUGGUCAUGAUUCUCAUGAGUUGUUUGUUAUGAUAAAUAAGACUUCCAUUCAUUUGUGA